CAUUUGCAUAAUGUGCAUCAUCUGAAAAACCUGCUCCAACCAGGAUCUCGGAAUCGUCCGGAGCACACACUUCGUGUGUUGUCGUAAAUAAGCGUGUAACAAAGUAACAAAAUUUUCAGUGAAAUUUCACUCGCAAAUAUCGAACUUUUUCAACAUGGAAAACAAAGAUGACUUGCAGCCUGAUCAUAUUGAAGAAUAUUGCCGUCAACUUGGCUUACAGCUUCGCGACGAACAUGAAAGUUUGAUUAAUUUAUCUUCGGUUGAUUCUCAAAUGUCCUUGUUGGGGGACGCUGUGCCAGGCGAUAAUGCUGGAGAUUUUUUUACCGAGCAAACUUUGCGUGCCGAAACAAGUAAUACAAGCUUUGAAUGCACAAAAUGUGAGAAAAUUUUUACAAAUUCACGACAAUUUUUAAAGCACAAAUGCGUUUCCCCAACUCAAGAGAGUUUUCUUGCGAGAACAAAAGGAAAAGGAAAACAACGGGGACGGAAACCAAAAAACAAACGAAGGGUAGCGCUAAAUCCAAAUGGACGGCCUGUUGAUGAGGAGAAUCUUGUCUCUUUAAAAGAUAAAUGCUUGAACAAUAUUGAAGAUUGUAAUCAUCUUUCUGACCACACUUAUGUCAAAGAUAGUGAAAACUCUCAGUUUGAAAGGCUUGAUGAUAAUGCAUUGGAAACUGUUCUACAAUGUGAAUCAUGUCAGUUGCUUACACAAAUUGAUCCAGAAACAGGAAAUAUUCCUUGCAAGAAAUGUGAAGAACUGGCUGUUAAAGCUAGCAAAAUAAAUAUUGUUGCAGAUAAAUAUGCUUGUGAAAACUCAAAUAAGAAGCGACGACAGUACAACUUUAAAACCACGAAAAAAGAUUGCCCACAUUGCCUUAAAGGAUUUCAUUCUGACAAAAGACUUGAGAAACAUUUAUCAUUAUGCAAAAAAAACCUGGUGUGUUCAAUAUGUAACAAAGAUUUCAACAACCAUGGUCAACAUGCCUAUUCGGAGUACCAAGUUCAUUACUAUACUCAUUUUGAAACCAAACCAUUCACUUGUGAUGUGUGUUCCAAAGGUUUUAUUUACAAGAGGGAUCUUCAACGGCAUCAACUGAUACACACAGAAAACUAUAUUCCCAAGUACUGCCCUGAAUGUGGUGCUGUUUUUGCAACAGAUGAUAAACUGAUGAAACAUCAACUUAUGCACAAGAAAGUGAGCUUAUCUUGUGACAAAUGUGGAGUUAAGUUUGCAAAGCAAAGCACUUUGAAUAAACACAUGUCUACUUGUCAGAUUCGAAAAAGUUGUGAAAUUUGUGGGAAAGUAUUUAAUUGCCUUUCAAAGAAUCUAAAAAAUCGAUAUCAAGAACACAUGUAUAUCCAUAGUGGAGAGAAACCGUUUAAAUGCCAGUUUUGUGACCGUGGAUUCCGAGAUCGAAGUACAAGACGGAAACAUGAACGCACACACACAGGAGAGAAACCAUAUUCCUGCACAAUUUGCAAUCGGGCAUUCUCUCAAUUGAGACUAUUGCGUAACCAUAUUCGAACUCACACUGGAGAAAAACCAUACUCUUGCCAGCUUUGUCCUCUCAGUUUUGCCAAGUCUUGCAAUUUAAAAUAUCAUAUGCGUGUGCAUACAAAAGAAAAACCAUACACAUGUUUUGUGUGUGGGAAAUCAUUUACACAAUCUGGAACUUACCAUAAACACAUGAGAAGACAUACAAAUGAAUGUAAAACAGCAGCAACUAUGAUUGAAAUUGAUGUAGAGAAAAACAAAACAUCAGGAGAAGAUUACACACCUGAAAACAGUCAUAUAAAAAGUGGUGAAGGAAGAAAUUCAUCAAAUGUGACAUACAAUGAAGAUCUUGCUUGCAAAAGUGUUUUUGUCAAUGAAAGUAAUGAACCACAUCAUAUCAUAAAUGAUGUAAUUAACAAUGAACAUGUUUCUACACAUCAUACAUCAAGCAGUUUACCUAAUAUAUCAACAAUAGCAAAUGAACAGUUAACUCUCAUUGUCAGUGAAUGUGAUGGCUCAACUUUGACAACAAUUGAUGUUGAUAAUAUUUCUAACAUGCUUGCUUCAUGUUCGUAGGUUUUAUAAUGCAAUGUCUUUGAUACAUAAAUGUUUGUAAUUAUUUCAACUGUGUGUGUUAUUUUAUCACAGGAAUAAGAGCCCUGUUUAUAUAAUUGUAGUGUUUAUGUAAUUGCCAAUGAUAGACCUAUGAAGUUCAUUGAAAUAAAAAUAAAUAGAAAGGUCA
Xenia sp. Carnegie-2017 is the source of this 2237-nucleotide messenger RNA. RefSeq names its product zinc finger protein 2-like. Bases 155 to 2071 code for a protein of 638 amino acids. Lineage: Eukaryota; Metazoa; Cnidaria; Anthozoa; Malacalcyonacea; Xeniidae. The record is from RefSeq and is a predicted model, not a curated record. The transcript has 2 exons. Gene Ontology annotation, molecular function: chromatin insulator sequence binding. Gene Ontology annotation, biological process: regulation of transcription by RNA polymerase II. Gene Ontology annotation, cellular component: chromosome.